Malania oleifera is the source of this 1481-nucleotide messenger RNA. Its product is annotated as pathogen-related protein-like. The record is from RefSeq and is a predicted model, not a curated record. Lineage: Eukaryota; Viridiplantae; Streptophyta; Magnoliopsida; Santalales; Ximeniaceae. Bases 505 to 1329 code for a protein of 274 amino acids. The transcript is spliced from 4 exons.
AUAUUGUUUGGAUGAUUUUUGAAAAUUUUGACAUAAUUAUAAAUUGAAAGUUACCAAAAAUAGAAAAUAUGUUUAAAUAAUCUAAUAUAAUAAUUUUUCCAUUUAUUUUAAUUCUCUAUCUUAAUUUUUUCUUUUUAAUUAAUAAUACUCAUGAUCAUUGAUUUAUGAGACAGAAAGUAAAAAAAAAAAAAUUAAACAUAUAAAGGCACAAAUCUCUCUUUUUUUUUUUUUUUACUAAUGCUCGUGACAUUAUAAAUUUUAGAUGGUCAAUAAUUUAUCUUUUCCCUUUUUAAAUUUUAAAAUUAGAAUAUAAAACUUGUGCCUAAUUCUUACCCCGGAAAUGGUUAUCCCAAAAAAUGCGGAUCGGCCGGUCAAAAGAUUUCAACCCAGAUCCGGUGACGCUACCGAAUCCGAAUCCGAAUCCGAAUCUUAGGCUGGGGCGGCUGUCUUAAGUAUAUCAUAAUUAGAAAAUCGAAAAUCUAGGACACGUGGAGUGACCAGCCAAUGACGGCAGGAUCACGUUAUCAGGGGCUAGUGUACACGUGGCGCCCCGCGAAUGAGUUAGCAAAAGCGAAGCUUUUUUUUUUUUUUUUUUUUCUGAAAUUCGUUAAGAUGGCUCCUGCAGGGGGUGGGGCAGAUAAGUAUCGUUCUUACUUGCAGGGUGAAGGAGAGAAGAACACCCAGUGGAGGUUUGGUGCUCCUCCUAACUAUGAUGCUGUCAACAAGCUCUUUGAAGAAGGCAGGACUAAGGUAUGGACUCCAGGGUCACUUGAAGAAAAAGUACAGAACCUUGUGAAGACAUGGGAGAUGGAGCUUUUCCACAAGACCUCCUUUGACCAGUAUAAAUCACUUGAUCCAAACAAGUAUACCUUCAGCUUAAAUGGAGGGGAAGCGCUGAGUCUGGAAGACAAGCGCAAACUUGGGGGAGGCUACAACGCCAUGUUGCAGACCUCCUUGCCGGAGAAGUACCGCUGCUACGACCCCGCCGCCCACACCGCUGACUCCUCUGACCGUGCGUUCACCACCACAUUCCCACGCGGUUUUGCGCUCGAGAUUCUGCAAGUCUACUCCGGGCCGCCGCUCAUCGUCUUCAAGUUCAGGCACUGGGGCUUCAUGGAGGGUCCUUUUUUGGGGCAUCCCCCCACCGGCGAAAUGGUCCAACUCUUCGGAAUCGGCAUUUUUCAGGUGGAUGAAGAUAUGAAGGUGGUGAAGGUAGAGUUCUUUUUCGAUCGGGGAGAACUGCUCGGUGGUCUUGCAAAGGCCGCCGGAUCCGGCGGCGUCGUUGAUGAUCUACCUUCAAGCUGUCCCUUCCUUAGGAACACUGGGUAGUCAAUGACUCAUAAUGUAGUAUUGGAGGAAUAAAUUUGAGAAUUGGGAGUGCAUUUAGAUUUCGUGAAUUUGAACAAAAAUUCGCUCGCUUUUGUAUUAUUGUUUUAGAUGGGUUAAUUUCAUGAGAAUUUUAAAUUGAGCAUUUUUUAAAA